Molecule: messenger RNA, 7554 nt
Organism: Penicillium mononematosum
Lineage: Eukaryota; Fungi; Ascomycota; Eurotiomycetes; Eurotiales; Aspergillaceae
Product: Type I Polyketide synthases (Type I PKS)
Exons: 10
Coding region: 1-7554 (2517 amino acids)
Biological process (GO): secondary metabolite biosynthetic process; proteolysis; fatty acid biosynthetic process
Molecular function (GO): serine-type peptidase activity; fatty acid synthase activity; phosphopantetheine binding
Source: RefSeq, a predicted model, not a curated record
AUGCCUACAUCCACCAAUCAAUCAACGGAUAGGGGAAGCCCAGCUCUGCUCUUGAUAGGCCCGCAACUAUCUCGUGUCACUGCAAACGAUGUAAUCCGGCUUCGUUCAACCAUUAAAGACACUGCAGAACUGUUUUUCCUCCUCGAAGCAGUCAAUGAGCUAGAGACAAUAUGGCCGACAUUGGUGGAAACAUUCCCUGAACUCGAGACACUACCGGGAGAUUUGGCCUGCGAAGACAUUGAGUUAAACGUGCUUACAGUGUUAUUCCAUGUCGUUGAUUUCUGGCGGGCGUCGGCGACGAAAAUACAGAGUGGAAUAUUCCCUUCACUCCCUCAUAGCUCUUCGCAUUUGGCCGACAUCCAGGGUCUCUGCAUCGGCUUUCUGACUGCUGCUGCCGUCUCCUGUUCAAUGUCUGGGGAGAUCUUCAGGAGAAAUAUCGCUGUCUCACUUCGUAUUGCUGUCGGUGUGGGUGCCCUGGUAGAGUAUGACAGUACCACAAAGGCCGCCGCGUCUAUCUCAGUGGGCUGGAGCUCACAUUCAGAGCGGCAAGCGCUACAAGGCCUUUGUGAGAAAUAUGCGGAGAGUUACAUCUCUUGUAUUACUGAUGACGCACGCGUCACAGUCACUCUGCCUGGCCCUGAACUCGAUCCCUUUCUGGAAGAGCUCACACACACAGGGUUAUCUGCCCAGUCGAUUGGUCUCAUUGGUCGGUAUCAUCACCGUGGUACGUACCAAGAGGCUGUUUACCGGUUUAAGGGCCUCUGCAAUCGUGAUCCGCGUUUCCAGUUUCCCAAUUUGAACGAUCUCUACCUACCACUGAGAUCCAACGUUGACGGAGGCAUCAUUUCCGGGUCCUUACAUGACGCUGCGAUCAACACCAUAUUGCUAGAACAAUGCAAUUGGGUCCAAACAGUACGGCAAGCGUUUGGCAAUAAUGCCGGAGAACCCAAGCAGAUCGUGCCGAUAGGCUCUAUGGUUCCGAUUCCCCGUUCGGUGGUUAAACACCCGGUGUCGAACGGGGAGGCAGUCGGUUCCAGAAGUACUAGAGUGAAUGGAUCGACGAACGGAGCUUCUCAUACACUCCCACAUGGUGCGACUGCCAGUGCAGAAUCGGACAGCAUUGAAUCUCUUGUGGCCGCAGAUCCGCCAGUUAUAGCGGUCAUUGGAAUGGGCUGCCGCUUCCCGGAAGCUGAAGGCCUGGAAGAAUUCUGGGAAUUGAUGCAAUCCGGGAAGUCCGCUGUACGUCCGCUGUCUGAGGACCGGUUCAAGCCCUCAGACCUCAGCCGUGGCCCAAACGGAGCAUUUUGGGGUAACUUUCUUCGCGCCCCGGACGAAUUUGAUCAUCGCUUCUUUGGCAUUUCUGGAAGAGAAGCAAAAUAUAUGGAUCCGCAGCAACGUCUACUUCUGCAGGUAGCGUACGAAGGGCUGGAAUCGGCUGGGUACUUUGGCCUCCGCAAUUCACACAACACAGAUCCCUCAGACGUCGGAUGUUACAUCGGCAUUGGGUCAGUCGAUUAUGAGGAAAAUAUCAACUCCCAUGACACUACUGCAUUCUCUGCAGUCGGGUCACUGAGAGCCUUUAUAAGUGGCCGAGUUAGUCAUCACUUUGGAUGGACCGGCCCAUCGAUCACAGUUGACACUGCGUGCUCCUCGGGGGCAGUAGCAAUUCACUCGGCGGUGAAUGCUUUGAAAAGUAAAGAGGUAUCCAUGGCUGUGGCCGGAGGCGUGAACGUGAUUACUAGCCCGUUUCUGUAUCAAAACCUUGCUGGGGCAUCUUUUCUGAGUCCUACCGGCGCCUCAAAGGCCUUUGAUGCAGGCGCCAACGGUUACUGUCGAGGAGAAGGUGUCGGGGUAGUGGUGCUCAAAACACUCCCUCAGGCUCUUGCUGAUGGUAACUCCGUUCUCGCGCUUAUCAGAGCGUCGGCUGUCAAUCAGGCGAUGAAUUGCGGCCCCAUCACGGUCCCUGUCUCAGCGUCCCAAACCUCGUUAUACCGGAAGGCACUAUCGACGGCUGGAGUUGAUCCAAGAGAUGUCACGUAUGUUGAAGCACAUGGAACAGGAACGCCUGUAGGCGAUCCAAUCGAAUGCGAAAGUGUGCGCCAGGCGUUUGGAGGGCCACAACGCGAACAUGAACUAUUCGUUGGGUCGGUCAAGGACAACAUCGGACACACCGAGUCAGCGUCCGGUGCUGCGGCUCUCAUUAAGACAGAAACAAUCCCAUGGACGCCAGCGAGACGAAUUGCCGUUGUCAAUAACUACGGAGCGGCUGGCAGCAAUGUUGCAAUUGUUGUCGACGACCCAACGUCUAUACAGAGCAAAGCGGUGAUCGCGGAUGCAGUGAAAGAAUAUUCGGUCAUUCCCUCUUCCCCUUUUUUCAUAUCCGCAAAAUCUCCUGAAGCUCUACAGGAGUACUGUUCAUCAUUCUCGCUGCAGCUGUCGUUAGCCUGGGAAAAACAGUUCGGUGCUCAGGCAACUCAGGCUUUGGCGUACAACUUGUCGGUAAAACAAAACAGACAACUUGAUUACAACUACACUUUCAGCGCAUCGUCUGUCAAUGAACUGAAGGCUGCACUUAAUCGCGUCAACGAACGGGAUUUCCGCAAACGUCCCCAAGGUAAUCGUCCUGUUGUCUUGUGCAUUGGAGGCCAGAAUGGGUGCACAGCACAAAUUGACCCUGGUAUCUAUGAGACCUGCAGCUUAUUCAAGAACCACCUGGACGCCUGUGAAGCAACGUGUCAGAUCCUGGGGCUUCCGAGCCUGUUUCCGAGUAUCUUCCAGUCUCAACCGAUUGAAGAUCUCGUUUCGCUGCACUGCAUUCUUUUCUCUAUACAAUACUCUUCCGCCAAGUCAUGGUUGGAUACCGGUCUGGAGGUCGAUACUAUCAUCGGUCAUAGCUUUGGGCAACUUACAGCCUUGGUUGUAGCCGAUGCCGUGUCUCUAGAGGAUGGGCUCCGUCUACUCUCGGAACGUGCCCGUCUUCUUAAAUCUUGCUGGGGCGGUGACCCAGGCUCCAUGUUGUCAAUUCAAGGAGGGGACACCAAAGUUCGGUCACUCCUGGAUACUACAAAUAAGCUACAUCCGGGGCUGUCUCACGACAUUGCAUGCUUUAAUGGCCCAGACGCAAUUGUCGUCGCUGGGUCAACGGAGUCUAUAGAAGCCGUUGAAGAAACAUCAAGAGCAGAUGGACUUUAUUCUCACUUGAAGCUUGUGAGGCUGAGGAAUACGCACGCCUUCCAUUCAAGACUCGUUGAAGCAAUUGUACCUGGUCUCAGGAAAGUUGCUGCAGACAUCAAAUUCCAAGUACCAUCGUUACGGAUUGAGUCGUGUUCAAAGGACCAAGACUGGACGCUGCCUAUCAAUGCUGAAAUUAUUGUUCAGCACAGUCGAAUGCCUGUCUACUUCUAUGAAGCGGUACAGCGAACUGCGCGCCGUCUCGGUUCUUGCGUCUGGGUCGAGGCUGGAUCAGCUUCUCCUAUUAUUCCAAUGGUGCGCAGGGCUUUGGGAAGCACUGAAGCAAGCUCUGAUAGUGUCUUCCAACCCCUGAGCUUGUGCGAACCAGAGGGCGUAUCUAAUCUUUCACGAGCGACAGCCAACUUGUGGGCAGCCGGGGUGGGGAUUCAGUAUUGGCCCUUUCAUAAGUCUCAAAAAGUUCAAUUUCCGUGGAUCAAUCUCCCGUCUUAUCCGUUCCGCAAGACAUCACAUUGGUUGCAAUAUAACCCUCCCGUGGUGGCUCCCAAAGAGGACUCUCCUACCACAUCAGAACAGGGUCCGGGACAACUCCUCAAUCUGCUCGAGAGCGACCACCAGAGUGCAACCUUCCAAGUUAAUUGCUCUCAUCCAAUGUUCGUGCUUUGCACAAAUGGGCAUGCGGUUCUCAAUCAAAGUCUGUGUCCAGCGUCAAUGUACGUGGAGAUAGCCGCACAUGCAGUGACCGAGCUUGGUGGGGGCGGUCCUACAGCGGGUCUCCAUUCGAGCGCGAACAAUCGGCGUGGGGAUUCACCCUUCAAUUCUCGCAGCGAGAGCCAACAAACCAGAGAUCCGUCCACGAAACAUGCCCACGGAACCAUCUGCAUGGACACUCCCGAAAGCCAGUUUCCCACCGGCAGGCUUCAGUCGCUCAAACGGCUAGUCAGCCAGGUACGGCAAGACAGUGUGUCUGGAACUCCGGGUGUUAAUAUGCUAAAUGACAAGGCCAUUAUUUAUCGACUCUUUGGACAGGUCGUUAACUAUGCUCCCUUCUACCAGGGAGUGGAACAUCUGGUUUCCAAGAACAACGAGGCUGUGGGCUCGGUGCACGUUCCAUCAGCCCAGGACCCGGUCAUGAAAAGCGCACGAUGCGAUCCAAUCACGGUAGACAACUUUCUUCAGGUUGCAGGAAUCCUCGUCAAUUGUCUCUCGGAUAGUGUUGACGGUCACAUCUAUAUCUGCACAGAACUUGGACACCUUUAUCUGAGCGAGAAUUUCUUCGUCAAACGGGGGAAACGAAGUCCUGGGAUGUCUAUACGACUAUUUCACCCUGUCACAGGUGAACUGUUUGCCAUGGUCAUUGGGGCCACCUUUCAUAGUGUCGCUGUGAAGUCACUCGUCGCCAUGCUGGCGAAUCUCAAUACGCCUGGUGUGAGUCUGGCGAAUACUCAAACUACCCAACCUGCGACAAAUGGAACAAAGGGGGUGAAGAACAGCCAAACCUUGAAUUCCGUACACACCAAUCUUUAUUCCGCAAAUAACCGGGAUAGUGGUAACGUUGUUGGUAUUGAACAGAACAUGGAUUGGAUUCUUAGUGAACUACAGCAACUACUCAGCUCAGCGACUGAGAUUCCUGUUAACGAGAUCGCACCAACCACUUAUCUGACGAACAUUGGUAUCGACUCGCUCAUGAGUACGGAAGUCUUGAGCGAUAUAAGGCGACAGUUUCAUGUUAAUAUUCCGGUCUCCGAAUUCAUCGCUCUUGACACUGUUCUCGCUGUCGCUGAAUCCCUUCAUUCACACUCCAAAGCAGAGUCCAACGCCAGGCAUAUCAAAGAAAACAAGGUCAAUGGACGCGAAGUCCACUUACCUUCCUUUGGUCCCGCUCAGGAACUCCUUGGUGACAUUUUAGGAGUGUCGGUCGAUGAAAUCUCUGUUGAUAUGUCUCUUGCUGAUCUGGGCGUGGAUUCUUUGGUCUCUACGGAACUCUUGAGCGAGGUCAAGAAACGAUUUGGCAUUGCCAUUACGACGGAAGGAUUCCAAGAUAUUCAGUGUGUUGGUGAUCUUUCUCGCCGCGUUCAGGCACCAAACUCUGCACCUUCCAUUCCUGGGCCUCGUAAUGGGCACCAGAACGGAAGCAUGAAGUCACGACAAGAUCCUCCCAAUCAGCGGAUAGAAGUCCAAAAUCUGGAACCAACGCGGACAACGGGCUCAUUCAUAUCAGUUGCCCAGGAAUGUUUUCUCAGUGCUCGGAGUAGCAUGGAAGAGAUGUCUAACCUAACACAAUACUCCGGCUUCUGCCAGCGUGUACUUCCUGCACAGGAGGAGCUUGUGGUGGCAUACGUCAUCCAGGCGUUCGAUAGUCUGGGCUGCCCAUUGGGCGCUUUGAACGUUGGUCAAAAUCUCCCAGACACAUCAGUCCUUCCUAGACAUCAUAAGGUGAAGAACCAAAUCUAUAAGUUACUGGCAGAACAGGGCCUGAUCGAAUGCAACGCUUCUGGUCAAUUUAGACGGACCAAGAAACCGGCGCCCCUCGAGCAGCCUGAAAAGUUGCUGGAGUGGAUCAUCUCAAAGUUCCCGCAGCAUGCAUUUGAGCACACUCUACUCGCAUCCACGGGUUCCAAACUCGCCGAAUGUCUUACCGGGAAAGCCGACCCACUGGAGAUACUCUUUGGCAGUACCAAAUCCAGAGCCUUGCUGGAAAAUGUCUACACCCACGCCCCUAUGUUUGAAACGGGCACCAUGAGCUUGACACAGUAUCUUGUGGGCGUGUUUCAAGCCUUUGGCGAAAGAAGACCGAUCCGUGUUUUAGAACUUGGCGCAGGCACAGGAGGAACCACCAAGCGCCUUGUGGAGGCUCUCAUAACCACUGGAAAAGAAUUCGAAUACACAUUCACCGACAUUUCGGCCUCGCUCGUGGCCGCCGCGCGGAGAAAGUUUGCGCAACACAGCUUCUUUCAUUACGCAGUUAUAGACAUCGAGCAAGACCCACCGGCACAGUACCAGAAUCAGUACGACAUCGUUAUCUCAACGAAUUGUAUCCAUGCCACGAAAGACCUGACCGUCUCUUGCACAAAUAUCAACAAACUGCUGCAUUCAAACGGCCUACUGUGUCUGGUGGAGCUCACUCGAAACUUGUUCUGGUUCGACCUUGUCUUUGGUCUCCUCGACGGAUGGUGGCGCUUCGAAGAUGGCCGUCAACACGCAUUGGCGAGCGAAACCUUGUGGAGGAAAUGUCUCACGCGAUCAGGGUUCCAGUGGGUGGACUGGACUGCAGGCAUCACGGAGGAAUCGAGCAUUCUCCGUGUCAUUGUUGCCUCGCCCUCUAAUGUCACUCACACUACGACAGAGACGGUGGAGUUCAAACGAGUGGGAGACCUGUCCCUUAAGGCAGAUAUCUACUAUCCCCGAAAUGUCGUCAGCCGCGACAAGAGGCUUCCAGUCGCUCUAAUGAUCCACGGAGGAGGUCAUAUCAUGCUGUCGCGGAAGGACAUCCGCCCCUCGCAGGCUGAAACACUGCUCGAUCACGGCUUUCUUCCUGUCAGUAUAGAUUACCGACUAUGUCCGGAGAUCACCUUGUCGGAGGGCCCAAUGACCGAUGUAUACGACGCUCUUGCAUGGGCACGUACUGUUCUGCCCCGUCUUCCACUCCAACGUCGUGAUAUUUCCAUUGAUGGCGAGUGUGUUGUGGGGAUUGGCUGGUCUACUGGAGGCCAUCUCGCUCUUACAUUGGGAUUUACAUCCCCGCUGAGGACAAUCCGACCUCCUGACGCCAUUCUCGUGUUUUACUGUCCGCUGGACUAUGAGGAUCCGUUCUGGAGCGAGCCAAAUUUCCCCUUCGGGGAUAGUGCAUCACCGAGCACACUUAUGCAACACGACCUUUUGCAUGGCGUGCACGACAAGGUUAUCACGGCCUAUAACCCACCAAGGUCGAGGCGGGCUCUAGGUGGAUGGAUGGCACCUAGCGAUGACCGGUCGUUGAUCGCGCUGCACAUGAACUGGAAGGGUCAUACGCUGCGGAUUUUGCUGAAUGGCUUGUCAAAACACUCAGGAGUGAUGUCUAGCGAUGAGCUCCCUGAACCAACCCAAGAACAAAUCCAGGCUGUGAGCCCGCUGGCUCAGAUACGCCGUGGCGCAUAUACCACCCCUACUUUCAUCAUUCACGGCACGGAAGACGAUCUUAUUCCCUGGAAACAGGCAGUGAGGACUUUUGAAGCACUGCGACAACGCAGCGUCAUUGCAGACCUCCGCAUUCUCGACGGUGCAGAGCACCUUUUCGAUCUCUACCCAUCUUACAAAGAUGAUUUGCAGGCAGCAAAAGCUGUGCAGGAUGGAUAUGAAUUUCUUCGUAGGCACGUUGGACUGUGA